Messenger RNA from Lodderomyces orthopsilosis Co 90-125, 840 nucleotides. RefSeq names its product RNA-DNA hybrid ribonuclease. Gene Ontology annotation, molecular function: nucleic acid binding; magnesium ion binding; RNA-DNA hybrid ribonuclease activity. Bases 1 to 840 code for a protein of 279 amino acids. The record is from RefSeq and is a predicted model, not a curated record. Gene Ontology annotation, biological process: DNA replication, removal of RNA primer. The transcript has a single exon. NCBI's taxonomy places the organism in Eukaryota, Fungi, Ascomycota, Pichiomycetes, Serinales, Debaryomycetaceae.
AUGCCAUACUAUGCAGUAGCAAAAGGAAGAAAGUCUGGCGUUUAUUCUAAUUGGAACGACUGUAAGGAUCAAGUGAAUGGGUAUAGUGGAGCUUCGUUUAAGAAGUUUAAUACUGCUGCUGAAGCUAGAUUGUUUGCUUCUGGCGGGGGUGGAAGCUCCAGUGAAGGCGGGCUUAGUGGGGGAAGAUCCACUGGAAACAACGCGUCUUUAUCUUAUCGUCGUGGCGGCUAUAGUAGAUCCUCAAGUUCAAGUCCAAGAGUUUCAAAGCCACCCAAUGCUGGAUCUUCCUCCUUUUCUUCCUCAGCAACAAAAUCUUUCAGAAUCUACGUUGAUGGAGCAUCAAGAGGCAAUGGCCAAUCCAAAUCAGCACCUUCUGGAUAUGGUGUCUACUAUGGUCCCGGUGACUCCCGUAAUGCGGCAGUUGGAUUACAUGAAGUUGAUAAUAUAAAUAAAUACACACCAACUAACCAACGGGCAGAAUUACAUGGAAUGAAGCAUGCAUUAACCAACAUCAAAGACGAUUUGGCUAAUGGUAACUCCUCAACUUCUUCGUCACCAAGGUAUGAUAUUUACAGUGAUUCGAAAUAUGCUAUUCAAUCCAUUAAUGAAUGGUCAGAUAAAUGGCAACUGAAUGGAUGGAAAACUUCAACGGGACAACCAGUUGCAAAUUCCGAUUUGAUUAAAGAUGCGGUUCAAUUGAAAAAUGAGAUUAACCAGUUGUAUCGUGAACGAGAUUGGAAGCCUUUGGAGUUUCAUCACGUUAAGGGUCAUUCUGGGGAUGUCGGGAAUGAAGCUGCUGAUCGGUUAGCUAAUCAAGGUGCUGAUAAGAUGGAAAAGUAG